AGCGCACGGCGAGAUACGGAGGGGCCGCUGCGGAGAGAGGAGUCAGAGGACGGCCACACAAAAUGCUCAUUCACCGCUGGGAAUGUACCGACACCGGACCGUAGUUUUGCAUGAACCCGCUAUGGCACCGCUGCGUCUUCGAUCAAGCCUAUCCAAAUGAGCUGGUUGGUUUUGUGUCUGGGAGACAGACGAGCCUGACAGAGCACACGCACAGAGAGGACGUCACAGAUGAGAGCUAUGUCAGAUGCCCUGGAGCAGAGAGUGAGUGAGGAGGGCUUCGGCUCAGAUGAAGGAGAAGAGGCCGAUGUGGAGAGUUUCCUGGAGGACAACAGCUCCGAGCUCAUGGACCGACUCAGGGAACUCGAGGCGGAGAACUCAGCUCUGAUGUUGGCCAAUGAGAGCCAGAGGGAGGCGUACGAGCGCUGUCUGGAUGAGGUGGCCAACCACGUGGUACAGGCUCUACUCAACCAGAAGGACCUGAGGGAGGAGUGUAUUAAGCUGAAGAUGUUGGUUUGUGAUUUGGAGAGACAGAACCGAGCUCUGUGUGAACUGUUCCAACAGAAGCUGCCCAACCACCCCACCACUAACUAUCAGGUUCAGACUGGACCUCUCCCAGAAUUCACUGCUCCUCAGCACCAUGAAUCAAAGCAGGAGCCCGCACAAACAGAAGCACAAGCCAAGGCUAACGCUGUCCGGCCUCAGCACGCCUCUCCGGCUCGCAGCGCUCACACCUCCAUGGACGCUCUCUCUCCGUUCUUUAAGAAGAAGGCCCACAUCCUGGAGGUCCUGAGGAAGAUGGAGGAGACAGACCCACUCAAGUUCCACCCCUCGGCGACCAGCCUGUCCUUCUGCGAUUACAGCCAGGUGCUCAAGUCCACAGAAGCUGUCCUGGCCUCAGCAGACCCUCACUCUCUGCAGUGUAAACCUCACCACACCCAUACCCACUGCCACUGCUCCCCCCGCCCAGAGACAGAGCACCCACAACUCAACGGGGACGGCGCCCAAUCUGAGGAGGGCAUCAAGUGUUGCUCUCACUGCAAGAGGAGCCCACCAGAGAGUCCCCCGAAAGCAUGUAAAAGUGUGUGCGCUUCCACGAAUGUACAGAGAGGAGGAGGAGUAGGGGGAGGGGCUACAGCCUCAUCCAGUGAAGGCCCUGUGGGGAAGAGUAGAGCAGAGGCUGUGGGCACCUCCAAACAGAGCUCCAAGACUGACGCACACCUGCAGCAGAGCGACCCAGGGCAAGAGGCUGAGACUGGGGAAAGAGAGGAGGAGCUGGAGGGUACUCAGGACCCAGACACAGGAGUGGCUGUUCCAGAGGAGCUGACUGGUUUCUCCCCCUCUCCCCACCCCUCUACUGAGUCUGACCCCAACUCCUCCCCCCUCAUCCCAGAGAGAGACACCUCAGAUCCCCCCUCUGUCCGUGCCUCCUCCUCCAUCAGCCCCAGCUCCUCCUGCCUCAGCGAUGUCAAAACGGUUGCCAUCAACUCCCCGUCCAAACUCCUCAAAUUCCUCAAGAUUCCGAACAUCACGGAAAAAUGCCAACCAAAUCCAAAUGCGUCCGCGGUCCGAUUAAGCCCGCAGCUAACCCGAAAUUCCAGAAUUCCCUGUCGCACAAAUAACUACGAGGUUUACCAUUCUCCGGUACCAACACGGAGAGCGACUACUACAGAAAGGUGUAGGCAGCCUCCUCCUCCUCCAACCAGAUCGGAAUCGUAUCCGGCUACACACUCUGCUCCAACCUCUCCACCACAAUCCGAAGAUACUCUACCCGAAAAAGAUUACGCAAGUCCAGCUAAAGCAAAGAUGGUCGCUCCCUCUUCCAAUGCUGCUACUACAACUAUUACUACUACUAAUCCUGCUCCUUUGAAAAUUCCGCAAGCAAUUCCACAUUACGAGAACAUCUGCGACAUCCAGACCAGUGUGGCGAAAGGUAGCGAAGUUGAGAAAAGGACGAUCCCACAAAUCAAAACAAGCAUAGGAGAAAGAAAGCUGGUCAAAUCUUUGCCAGAAUCCGUCUUAAAAGCCUCAAAUGAGCGUAAACAGUCCUCAUCUUCUACAACGGACACCACAUCGGAUGACGAGGAUUCAGAUAGUCCAGUCUGGGUCAAUCAACAAAGCUUACCCGUUUGUCAACCCGCCCUCAAAGCACAAACGGCCAACUUUGCACGUCCGAUUGAGAAGCAAGAUGCAAAAGAUGGGUUUGCUGGUGCGAUUCCCAUGACAACGCAGCCUCCUCCACCAACAAGAAGGUCAGAAGCGUCGUCCAUACCUAAAAGACCUAGCGUAGUAGCAGUGAGAUCGCAAGGAGAUCCAAGCCAACAUGCGUUUAAAGAGCGCUUAGCUGCACUGGGUAAGCUAAGGAGUUCAGAGGAUUUGCAAGUUGGAAUGAAACAAGUGGAGACUGCGAGUUUUGGUGAAAUUAUUGAAGAGCGAAAUGUUAGGACGGUAGAUAGGCAACAAGCUACCGAAAUCCAAAAGGAGGAGAAGUACUCAAAAUAUGCAGAAUCAGAUGGGAAAAAAGUUAACGAAAGAGGUUUAAAAUAUGCAAUGCCAAUGUUCGAACAAGGCGUGAAAUCUCAGCAAUCACCAGCAGGAGGCGCUAAGCAAGAGUUACCGAAAUCGGAUGGCUCGAAAAGCAAAAUUGGUCUUCCUUCGCCCAUUACAGACGCACCACAAGUUCUACGCAAUAAUAUAAAAUGUCCCGGAUCAUUGAACUUGGCUUACAAUGUGAAGACGACGAAUAGUCCAAACAAAAUCCCACCCAAAUCACCAUCAAAGCCAUGUCCGAGUUCUGUUCAGAGGAUGAGCAAACCACCUGAAACACCCAGAUAUUCGUCCAAAUCGGAAGAACGCACAAAAAUUAGCGGGAAAGGCAAGAAAAAUCCCAUAUUUGGAGAUAGCUUACCGCCUCCUCCACCGAAGCCACCUGUGGAAAUCCAACCCGAGAAGCCGGCGCAACCAGCUACAAGUCCACAAUCUGCUAUCGAGCAAAAAGUUAUGAAAGGAAUCGAAGAGAAUAUGUUAAAAGAGCAAGAUAAAGUUGUGCAAAUUGGAGAGGUGAAACAAAAAACGUCCAAUGGCAUUGCGAGUUGGUUCGGUUUGAAAAAAAGCAAGCUACCAGCGUUAAGUCGCAAAACUGACGGAGUGAAAGCAAAAGACGAGAAGCGUGAAUGGAAGAUAAAUAUACCGUCCGUGGGCAGGGACUCUGUGAAGGUGGCGAGCCGGUGUAAAGAGGGCGUGGAGGGGCUGAAUAUCUCGACACUCAUGGAGAAAGCAGAGGGCCUGCGGAGGGCGCUAGAGGAGGAGAGGCAGUUUGUGGAGAGACAGAGCAGGGGGCAUUCGUGUGAAGUGGUGAUGGACCAGAGCCAGGGGCAACUCGCUGUCAUGUACAGAGGGGGGCGCUCUGACAACUUCAUGCAACAACUACUCAACAGAGUGGACGGUAAAGAGGUGGUGUGUCUGCCUCAGCGUCGUCUCUCCUUUGACUGUAAAACCUCCAAACCCAUGUUCCACAGCGACAUCCUCCACAGCAGAGACGACAUGGAAAAGGCAACCGAGAGAAUCGCAAACGUCACAUCUGACGAGAAUCUGGCCGACUCAGUCCAGCAUUUUGCAGCGGGCUCGGGUGCUUCCACAUACACCCUGGACAGUGGCAUAGGGACCUUCCCUCUCCCUGAGUGCAGCAGUGGAGCGGCUGGUAGAGGCCUUCACCAUGGCUCCUCUCCUGGUCGAGCGGGCAGGAGGUCCAGGACUCUGGAGAGAGAGGCUCCAUCACAGGACGAUUGCUAUGCCCCACACAAAGCCCUGAUGCCCUCUGCUCCAUACGGGCACGGGCAGGAGGGCAGGACUGCUGGACUCAUCAGAGAAGAUAAAGAAGGAGCCAGUGUGUUUUCUCCACGCACUAAAACAUGGACGUUCCCAAACCUGAAGGCUCCUGCCGGUCCUGCCGAGGUGUACCUGGCUGUGGAGGAAGAGGAGGAGGAACCUCUGCCCUACAGCUCCCCCUACAGAGCGAACCUGAAGCCCAGCGGUCCUUCCUCCAGUCGUGCAGUGGACCCAGGCAGCCUGCCCGUGCCUGCCCAGAGCGGAGUGAGCCGUCGGGGGAAGAGUCGUGCUCCAAGUGUCCCUGAGAUGAACCAACCUGGCCUGGACCCCCUAUCACCCAACAGACCCCAGAACCUAGAGACCCCCGAGUCCUUGAGUGACUCCCUGUACGACAGCCUCUCCUCCUGUGGCAGCCAGGGCUGAACAGGUGUGGACCAGGGAGCCUAGAGCCCACCUAACACCCACCCAAGACCCACUCGGAGCACGGACAGAGGUGAAGAGUGGAGUCAGAAGAGGAAGAAAAGCGUGGAUUAAAGUUCAGAUGGAGGGCAGCGAAGUUCUACACUGCAAAGAUGAUCUCAAAAUAUCAACAUGAGUGAAUGAUUAUCUGUCCACUGAAAACUGUAUGCUUUGACAAUACUUUAUAAAGAUGAGUGGGUCUGGAAGUGUAUCCUGUCUCCCUGAUUUCGCAUGGGGUACUGAGGUAAAAAAGUAUUGAUACUUUGCAGCCAACAUUCUCUGGAGGUGUGAUGCUAACUGUAGGCAUGCUCUGUCUGUAUAAUUUGUGCUGUUAAUCGAGUCCAUCUCAAAUAAAAUUACAGUCACAGCUAGCUAGCAUUAGCCAACAGUUUUCCAGUCACUCUUUGUUCAGACAAAAUGUGCUGUUUAAAUCCAUUUUGUAUUUUUUUCUUUCGUUUCAGGUCUUCAGACUUUUAACAGUGUUUGCAAUGUGUCACUAUGGUAACUGCUGAACAUUCCAUCAUAUAGAUACAUUUAGAGUACCCCUAGGGUGACGUGACUGCAAAGUAUCAAUUAUAGAUUUUGUUUUGAAUGAUACAAGAAUGUUCAUAAGGAGAUGUCUUCCACAUUUGAGAGACAUGUGACACAAAUUAACGGCUGUGAUUGGACCGUCCAAAGUAAGGACAUUUUUUUGUUGUGCAUUAUGGUCCAAUCCCAACAUCGUAGGAGGGACUAGAUGGUCAGGCAAAGUUAACUCUGUCCUGUGUAACUUUUCUGGUUGCCGCCAUGGAGAUGUUAUUGUUUGGAAUAUUCCACAAUAUGGCAUUGAAACAUAUCUUGCAUUUUGAUCCCUAAAGAAAUGUCUAGGCCUGGUUGCAUUAGUUGCUUGCCUCCAUGUAAAUACAUUAAUGCCUUACAGUGGAACAUUCUAGGCAAAGUGUUAACAUCUCCAUGGAGACAAACAGAUUGCACACCCGUCCACCAGAAAAGUUACACAGUGCAUCUUUAAAAACAGCACAGAAUAUGCUAUUUAAGAUUUUUUUUUAAUGCAGAUUUGUUGACCUGGUUUAUGGUUAAUAUUUCCAUAAUUAUCGGGCCAAUCCACACAAAACAAAAAUGGGCUCACAGUUCUUCUCGAUCAGCACAAAUCAAAAAAUAAAGUUAAAUUAUUUUUUCACAGUAGCUUAAAAAGUGGUGCUACUUGUCAAGCACAUUGGGAUAAUAAGACAAUAUAUUUAAGUAUUAGGUUCAAUAUUUAUGAAUUUUCAGUUUUGAUCUCUCUUCCUGUAUAGCGCCCCCUGCCCUCCAUCUGAUGCUGUGUCAUGACUCAAUUCAAAAACAUGAAUGCAACUGAUUUGAAUAUAGACUCCAAUUUUACUGUGAUGCUGCUGCUCCAUCUUUGAGGAUGAAAACUGAACUAAAAACCUUCUGGUAACGCGUUGGUUGUUGUUGUUGUUUCACUUUUGGCUCUAUCGCAACUGGAAAGCUGAUCUCCUCAGGAUUAAACAAGCCCAAAGCCACUCCAAUAAAAGCGUCAAAUCUUUUUCACAAUUUGACGAAAGAACUUUGACAUUUCACGUGUACAGGACUGAAGCACAAAGACUGUAAUGUCCUUGUUGACGUUUUAACUUAUUUGUCAAAAACUGCAAAAGUCAAAUGUAAAAAUGUGUUAAAAUGACUUGAAUUCAGAAUAUUUAUUAAGAUUUGAGUAGAUUCUAGGGAUGCAACUAUACCGAUACUGGUGUUGAAUAUUGGCACUGAUACUGAAGAAUAGUGGUGCAACUGUAAAAGUAGCACAGUUUCAGGUAUCUGUGUUUUACAAAUACAAAUAAAAUGGCUAGGAAAAAAACAUUAAUUCAGUUGUUUCUGUUGAGCACAAAUCUUGAUAAAAAUUGUUACAUUUGGAGCUGUAUUACAUUUCAACAGCUGUGCAAAAUACUUUUUAUUUUUUAAGUACAUUUUUAAACAGAUACUUCAGUACUUAAGAUUUGUGUCACUUUAACUUAUACUUGAGUAUUUUUUGCUCUGGUCUCUGUACUUUUACUUAAGUAAUAAAAUGGAGUACUUCUUCCAGCAGAAGAAUGAGAGGAUUAAGCUGAUGUCCUGGUUGGGCCUUUAAUUAGAUGUAAUAAGAAUUCUAUGACAUAAUAUCAUAAUGUUUGGAUAAAUAAAUAAAUAAAUAAACAGUUUUAGGGAUGCACCAAUACUGAAUAUCAGCACCUAUCCAGAAAAAUGAGCUGUGUCGGGUAUCGGUGACUUGGAAGGUUGGGCUUUUUAUUGUAUGUAAUGAGACUAUUCGAGUAGUUACUUGCUGGAUAAAUGACACAAUUGGAUAAAUUUUGUAGCUUUAGAAUGAUCUUGAGCUGUAUCAGAACAAGUAUAAGAGCACAUAGACAAGUAUACACCCAUGGACCACUAUGGAGCCUACCUGGACCACUGAGGGAGUACACAAAUAUAAGACCAAAUGGGAAUAGAAAAGAAAGUUCUACUGUUUAAUGUUGAAAAUCACAUUCUAUUGUCUAAAUUGUGUUUUUAUAAUCAUCAUGGUAUCAGAAUUAGUAUUGAGUAUCGAGGCUAUUCCUUAGCAAAUGUUAGUAUCGUGGUAACAUGGCCCCUAUUAGGAAAAAUAUCCAAUUAUAUCCAAACUUAUCAAUAUUUUGAAUUCAAGUCAUUUAAUGCAACUUUUUGCAGUUUUUUUGUCCACCUGAAGGAAAGCAGUUAAAUCUGUUACAAUUUCACUGAGAAAUGUAUUAAAAAACACAGCUCCUUUUUAUCGAAUGUCCAAGAUUUUGAACUCAUAUAAUGUAAAAAAAAAAAACAAGUUUAAAUUUUUUUUUUUCUUAUUGUUUUACGACCGCUGAAGGUUGGACAAAUGUCUGUUUUAAAAGAUUAUGCGUUUAAUAUAUUCCAGCAAUAAUAACCCAAGAGAAAUGGCUUCGAUAUUCCAUAAAUGUGUAAUUGUAAUGAUUUUUAUUAUUUAUUUAUUUUUGUUUUUUGUAUUUUGUGGAAUCUAUUUCGCUUCGAUUUUGUUCCAGACCUGUCCGUUCCGUAGACAAUAGAGGUCCUAUGUACCUACUGCCGUUUUUUCAACUUUCUAAUAAAAAAACAAAACACUUUGAUUUAA
Molecule: messenger RNA, 7408 nt
Organism: Boleophthalmus pectinirostris (great blue-spotted mudskipper)
Lineage: Eukaryota; Metazoa; Chordata; Actinopteri; Gobiiformes; Gobiidae
Gene: nckap5l
Product: NCK-associated protein 5-like
Exons: 15
Coding region: 229-4248 (1339 amino acids)
Biological process (GO): microtubule bundle formation; microtubule depolymerization
Cellular component (GO): microtubule plus-end
Source: RefSeq, a predicted model, not a curated record